AUGAGGCGAGCCCGUGCGGGGCUCGGCCGUCGGGCGAUUGACACCUUUUUGGUGCCGGGGCCGAAGAUCGACGUGGGGAAAUUGGCGAUGGCGAUUGCACCGCUGGCGGCGCACAUCGAUAUUUCCUGCUUGGUCUUCUUCACGCUUGGUGUGAAGCCGGAGAUCAUUUCGGCCGUAGCGGGUGGUUCUCUGGGUAUUCACGGCAUGUGCUUUGGCAGAAAGUCUGCAGGCACAUUCCUUUCCUUGACAAAGUGGGGAUGCUUCAAGCACGUUGACAUUUUUUUUGGUUGGACCUAG
Durusdinium trenchii is the source of this 297-nucleotide messenger RNA. The record is from the annotation of a GenBank genome assembly. NCBI's taxonomy places the organism in Eukaryota, Dinophyceae, Suessiales, Symbiodiniaceae.